This is a messenger RNA of Rana temporaria (common frog), 1656 nucleotides long. RefSeq names its product myogenic factor 5 (gene MYF5). The record is from RefSeq and is a predicted model, not a curated record. Gene Ontology annotation, molecular function: DNA-binding transcription factor activity, RNA polymerase II-specific; RNA polymerase II cis-regulatory region sequence-specific DNA binding; protein dimerization activity. The transcript is spliced from 3 exons. NCBI's taxonomy places the organism in Eukaryota, Metazoa, Chordata, Amphibia, Anura, Ranidae. Bases 21 to 788 code for a protein of 255 amino acids. Gene Ontology annotation, biological process: regulation of transcription by RNA polymerase II; positive regulation of myoblast differentiation; muscle organ development.
UCCCCAGCAACACACUGAGAAUGGAGAUAGUAGAUGGUUGCCAUUUUUCCCCAUCUGAAUUCUUCUAUGACAGCUCCUGCAUCCCUUCUCCGGAGGAAGAAUUUACUGAUGACUUUGAGCAUGAUAUGUCUGUCUAUGGUGCUCCUAAGCAAGGCUUCCAGGAAUCCGAUGAAGAGGAACAUGUUAGAGCACCCACCGGUCAUCACCAGGCUGGCCACUGUCUCAUGUGGGCAUGCAAAGCCUGCAAAAGAAAGUCAUCCACUAUGGACAGAAGGAAGGCAGCUACAAUGAGGGAGAGAAGGCGCCUGAAGAAAGUGAACCAUGCUUUUGAAACCCUUAAAAGGUGCACCACAGCAAACCCCAACCAAAGGCUGCCCAAAGUGGACAUUUUAAGAAAUGCCAUCAAAUACAUAGAAAGUCUCCAAGAUCUUCUAAGAGAACAAGUCGAGAGUUACUACAGUCUCCCGGGACAAAGCUGCUCUGAGCCUAACAGUCCAGCAUCCAGCUGCUCAGAAGGCAUGGCAGAUUGCAUCAGCCCACAAUGGAGAAGAAAUGGUGGAUUCGAAAGUGCCUACUGCUCUGAACUACCAACAUCUUUUCCUUCAAACAAGCUCUCAGCACUCUCCAGCCUUGACUGCCUGUCUAGUAUAGUGGACCGCAUUGCCUCUUCCGAGCAAUGUGUUCUCCCUCUGCAAGACUCCAUCUCCUUAUCUCCAUCCAACAGUACUAACUCCUUGCCAAGCACCCCUGAGACCCCAGAUGCAAGACCUGUGUAUCAAGUGCUUUAAGCUCAGUAACAUGAGUGUUAACCAACACGUGAAUUGCAACGAGACAUUUCCUAAUAUUCAAAGGGUCAACAGCCUUUUAUAUAGACUGUGUACAUAAGGACUUUUUUUUUUUUUAACAAAGCUAAAUUAUAUUUUUCCUUUGCUAUCAAUCCUAUUUAACUGGACUUUAUCUAAUCUUCAUUCUUGGUGGUAUUUACUUUAAUGAAAAGAAAACAACACAAGCUUCUUGUUAAAAAUGACUUUUUAUGAAUGAAAUAUUCUUCCUUGUUAUGUUUAAAUGACAUUUAGCGCACUUUGUCAUUUAGAUAUGGGAAUUUUUAACAAAGCAGUCUUGCGUUACGUUAUGAAAGUUUGAUAAGUGUUUUAUUUUUAUUUUACACGUUUUUAUAUUCUAAGAUGAGAGCUACAUACACAUUGUGAACUGAUGUAAUUUGUAUGAAUGACAAUGCAACAGGCUUAUUUAUUUUCCACUGCUUCAAAUGUCCUAAACAUAAAAAAACUUUUUUAAUCUGUAUAUAUCUACAACAAGGGUUGAAAACACAGCAUUACAUUGUAGCAAUGAAUAGUAAAAAAAAAACCUCCAUAAAGGGGAAGAUAAAACAAGUUGAUGCAGUAACUCAUAGCAACCAGUUUAAUUCCUCUUUCACUAAACAGAACUUGUUGCUAUGACUAAUUGCACCUAACUAUUGCUCUGUGUUCUGCCUUAAAUAAGUAAAAAGCAUUAUGAUAAUAUUAGCCUUAUCAAGUACAUCUUUACAAUUGCCUGUAUCUUUGUCGAGUAUGAAAGCUCUCUAAUGUAUAUUUGCAGAUAAUGUUUUGCACAUCAUUUUUCUUUUAUUACUUUUAUUAAUAAAAAUGUUAAACUAAA